GAGUUCCCGUUGGUACCACACUCUGUGCUAAGCGUUUUAUCUGUACUUUCCCCAAAGAAACGUAAUACUUUUAUUGGAAAACCAGAACGCCUAACCACACAUUUUGCCUAAUCUUUCAUGUAAUUAACCUUCCACUAGUGCAAGUGUUGAAAAUAGAAUACACCAUUCCCAAGUUUCAAGUUGAGGGAGGCGGGAUUCCCGGGUUCUGGUUGUACAUUCCCAUUUUCACUGAUCCAUUCAGUGGUCAAUGGAUUCUUGGGUUGCUUUCGUGUCAGCUACCGUGAAAAAUCCUGCUAUGAACAUGAGUAUACAAAUAUCUCUUGAAGGCCGGGCGCAGUGGCUCACACCUUCACCCUGGCACUUUGGCAGGCCGCAGAGGGCACAUCACCUGAGGUCAGAAGUUCAAGACCAGCCUGGCUGGUGUAACCCCAUCUUUACUAAAAAUACAAAAAUUAGCUAAGCAUGGUGGCAGGUGCCUCUAAUCCCAGCUACUCUGGAGGCUGAGACAGGAGAAUCACUUGAACCCAGGAGGCGGAGGUUGCAGUGAGCCAAGAUCGCACCACUGCACUCCAGCCUGAGUGACAGAGCAAGACUCCGUCUCAAAAACAAACAAAACUAAACCCCCCCAAAAACCAAAAACAAAUAUCUCUUGAAGACCUUCCUUUCAGUUCUUUUGGGUGUAUACUCAGAAGUGGAAUUGCAGCUGGGCGCAGUGGCUCAUGCCUGUAAUCCCAGCACUUUGAGAGGCUGAGGCGGGCGGAUCACCUGAGGUCAGGAGUUGGAGACCAGCCUGGUUAACAUGGCGAAACCCCGUCUCUACUAAAAAUACAAAAAUGAGCCAGGUGUGCUGGCGCACGCCUGUAACCCCAGCUACUUGGGAGGCUGAGGCAGGAGAAUCGCUUGAACCCGGGAGGUGGAGGUUUUAAUGAGCUGGGAUCAUGCCAAUGCACUCCAGCCUGGGCGACAAGAGCGAAACUCCGUCUCAAAAAAAAAAAAAAAAAAUUUGUUCCAGAGAAGUGAAGAGAGCCCAGCGGGAGCCCGCAGUGGGGACAGCCUGGGCAGAGACUUGGCAGGAUCCCCAUUCUGGGUGGAACAGGCCCAGGACCACUGUUUUCCCAAGGAAGUCCCAUGAAGGACCAGCCAUGCUGCUAGGCCCCACCCGGCCUUCAGGGGGUCCCCAGGCUUUAAGGGGACUCCUGGCUCAGGGCCAGGCCCUUGAUGCUGGAGGAGGUCGUGGGUGGAAGGCAGGGGGCACCAAGUGGGCAGCCAGGACCCCUGGGCUGCAGACAAGAAAGGGACUGUGCGGUCCACCGGGUCUGGGCCACAUCAAGGAGUGUGGUUGAAGACCCGCCCUAGGAGCUGAAAGCCAGGGCGCUGCCAGGCCUGAGAGUCCCCAAACAGCACUUGGGCCAAGGAGGGUGAAGCUGGGAGUAGAGGGCAGAGCUCCCACCCCGCCCCGCCCCCAGGGGGCGCCCCGGGCCCGGCGCGAGAGGAGGCAGAGGGGUCGCCAGGCCGCGGGAGAGGAGGCCAUGGGCGCGCGCGGGGCGCUGCUGCUGGCGCUGCUGCUGGCGCUAGAGGGACUCAGGAAGCCGGAGUCAGAUGAGGCGGAGCUGUUGUCAGCAGUUCCUCUGACCAUCCGAGGACCAUGCGGCCAACGGGUCAUCACGUCGCGCAUCGUGGGUGGAGAGGACGCUGAACUCGGGCGUUGGCCAUGGCAGGGGAGCCUGCGCCUGUGGGAUUCCCACGUGUGCGGAGCGAGCCUGCUCAGCCACCGCUGGGCGCUCACGGCGGCGCACUGCUUUGAAAGCUCUAGUGACCUUAGUGAUCCCUCCGGGUGGACGGUCCAGUUUGGCCAGCUGACUCCCAUGCCAUCCUUCUGGAGCCUGCAGGCUUACUACACCCGUUACUUCGUGUCGAAUAUCUAUCUGAGCCCUCACUACCUGGGGAAUUCACCCUAUGACAUUGCCUUGGUGAAGCUGUCUGCACCUGUCACCUACACUAACCACAUCCAGCCCAUCUGUCUCCAGGCCUCCACAUUUGAGUUUGAGAACCGGACAGACUGCUGGGUGACCGGCUGGGGGUACAUCAAAGAGGAUGAGGCACUGCCGUCUCCCUACACCCUCCAGGAAGUUCAGGUGGCCAUCAUAAACAACUCUAUGUGCAACCACCUCUUCCUCAAGUAUAGUUUCCGCAGAGACAUCUUCGGAGACAUGGUUUGUGCUGGCAGUGCCCAAGGCAGGAAGGAUGCCUGCUUUGGUGACUCAGGUGGACCCUUGGCCUGUAACAAGAAUGGACUGUGGUAUCAGAUUGGAGUCGUGAGCUGGGGAGUGGGCUGUGGUCGGCCCAAUCGGCCCGGUGUCUACACCAAUAUCAGCCACCACUUUGAGUGGAUCCAGAAGCUGAUGGCCCAAAGUGGCAUGUCCCAGCCAGGCCCCUCCUGGCCGCUACUCUUUCUCCCUCUUGUCUGGGCUCUGCCACUCCUGGGGCCGGCCUGAGCCUACCUGAGCCCAUGCGGGCUGGGGCCACUGCCAAGUCAGGCCCUGGUUCUCUUCUGUCUUGUUAGGUAAUAAACACAUUCCAGUUGA
Messenger RNA from Symphalangus syndactylus (siamang), 2585 nucleotides. It is a transcript of the gene PRSS21, whose product is annotated as serine protease 21. The record is from RefSeq and is a predicted model, not a curated record. Gene Ontology annotation, molecular function: serine-type endopeptidase activity. Lineage: Eukaryota; Metazoa; Chordata; Mammalia; Primates; Hylobatidae. Gene Ontology annotation, biological process: proteolysis.